This is a messenger RNA of Kwoniella shivajii, 2958 nucleotides long. RefSeq lists its product as uncharacterized. Gene Ontology annotation, biological process: transmembrane transport. Gene Ontology annotation, molecular function: transmembrane transporter activity. The record is from RefSeq and is a predicted model, not a curated record. The transcript is spliced from 9 exons. Lineage: Eukaryota; Fungi; Basidiomycota; Tremellomycetes; Tremellales; Cryptococcaceae. The coding region runs from base 1 to 2958 and encodes 985 amino acids.
AUGUCGCAACCACCCCGUCCGGCGCUCAAGCCAGGGGACAGGAAAGAUUCCAAAGUCCGGUUCUCUCGCGAAGAAUUAGCUCCUAUUCGAUCCGAUCCAUCUGAUUUCCUCCCUGCUCAUAAUCACGAUGCUGUCCCUGCUAGAUCAUCGAUCGUAUCUACCUAUUCGGAUGCUCAAGAAGGGGAAUACUGCGAUUCAAACGUUUAUUCAUUCCAUUCUGAACCUAUAGAAUUAAGCGAAUCGAUUGAUGAUCCAACUCCUGUUCAGCCAGGCUACUAUCGACAGAUUCCGGAGCAGCAGCAACAACAGCAACAGGCUGCACACGAUGGAUAUACAUCUACUCCACCUAAGGUUGUUGGGAGUAGAAGAUGGUCAUCUGCUCAACAUCGACCUACACUGGAUACACUUCAUUCCACCGAAGAAGAAUAUCAUCAACAAAUUUCUGCUUCUCCCAGAGACUCGAUUACUCAACCAUACCGUGAAGAUGCACCAUCACCUUACAGACCACCCUCAUCAGCUUUGAGGUCUUCCUUGGUCCAACGAGAUCAUCUACCCGGUAAUAAUAAUGAGACUUCAGGAGCAGGAUAUUACGUUGAACAAGAACCGCCUUUCACUCCUAACAGAACAGCUAGAUCCUCAGCUCCUAAUAUAGGUUAUACUCCACCCAGAAGAUUGCUAGAACAACAUAGGUUCUCUGUACCAGCCCAAUCCCCUAAAGGAAACUCACCUCGUCCGCAAACUCCAGGUAAUAAGGACAAUGACUUAUAUUCACCGGGGAAUAGAGGUACGUUCGGUGAAAGAAGGUAUUCACCUGUACCUCCUUAUUUGGAGGAGUACCCUCCUCCUGAUCGAAGAGAUUCCAGGUUCCAAGAAAGAAGAAACGACCAUUAUGAUGUUGGUAAAGAUAGGUUAUGGGCUGAAGGUGGAUAUCAAAAGGAAAGAAGUGAUUCAGAAGGCACAUUGUAUGAUGAAAAAGUCAAAUCGAAAUACGUCAAUUCCCCAGGACCUGAACCUCUCCCAAGAAGACAAAGAAGCUUAAGCGACUCUUCGAAACUCAAUAUUCCUAACGCAAGUGGAGGAAUGAGAAGAAGAACUACAAGACAGUUAGAGGAGGACGAUGAUGAUGACACUUCAUCCUACCACGUAAAAGGGGGAGUGUUUUCACAGUUAUUGAGAUUGACUGGAAGAACCAAUACGAUGCAAAGAAAAGCUUCAUCAAAAUCAGCUUUCGGAGCCUCUUCUGGACCAGGAAUGUUGCCUACAAUGAAAUCUUUAGGUUUAAGAAGACUGGGCAGUUCAGCUUCAACUGUCUAUGGUCAAGAUGAACUGGAUCCCGAUGACCCAAGGGUUACUGGGCAAAAGAAGAAGAAACAUAGAAGAAACAGUUUAUCGGAUUUACCAUUCAUGAGGACCAACACGGAUGAUAGUCUUUACCCUGGAGGCAAGAAGAAAAGAAGAGCUAGUAUUCAACUACAUGUUGCGGAUAUCCUUACAAGACAACAGUUCGUUCUGAAAUUAGCCAAAGCCUUGAUGACGUUUGGGGCACCUUCCCAUCGAAUCGAAUCACAAUUGUCGGCCACUGCAUUGGUUCUUGAAAUUGACGCCCAAUUCAUUCACUUCCCUUCGAUCGUAAUUGCAAGUUUUGGUGAUAUGGACACCAGAACAUCUGAGACCCACUUCGUUAAAGUUCACGGAGGUGGAUUGGAAUUAGGGAAACUCCAUAAAGUCCACAAUAUCUACAAGAGCGUUGUUCACGAUGAGAUGGACGCUUCAGAAGGUACCAGACUAAUUCAUGCUCUGAUAAAAGCCCCAAUGGAGUAUAAUCUUUGGCAAAGGAUGAUACUUGCUUUCUUGUGUUCCGGUUUGAUCGCUCCAGUUGGUUUUGGCGGAAGUUUUGUGGACGGAUUGGCCAGUGGUGCUUUGGGUAUCCUGUUGAGUUUCAUGCAAUUGCAUGUAGCAAGCAAGAGUGCUAUGUACUCCAACAUCUUCGAAAUCUCCAUUGCAACUAUCGUCUCAUUCACGGCGCGAGGGUUAUCAACGACCGGUAUUUUCUGCUAUCAAGCUGUAGUAUCGGCCGGUGUGGUGCUGAUUUUGCCCGGAUAUACUAUUCUAUGUGGAUCGCUCGAACUUGCUUCGAAAAAUAUCAUGUCAGGUUCCGUUCGAAUGGUUUACGCGAUCAUCUACUCCCUGUUCUUGGGUUUCGGUAUCACGAUUGGAUCUGAUCUGUUCUACGUAUUUGACAAAUCCGCUCGAACGGCCUCGCAGGUUGCUGCUCGAGCAGCACAGUCUUACGUGACUAUCCAUGGAUCAUUUUUAUCCGAUACGAUGCUGAAUAUGACAUCGGAUACUACCGGUCUACCAAUGCCUUUGUUCAAUGGAACCUUCACAUUCUCAAAUGCGACAACGGAUCAAAUCACUUCUAACCUCAACCAAGGAGCGGUCAUAUGUGUACGGGAUCCAGAUUGGCCUUGGUGGAGACAAGGAAUGCCGCAGAUCUAUUUGAUCUUGUUCAUUCCCAUAUUCAGUGUCCUGCUAAGUAUGUGGAAUAUGCAGCCACUAAGAAGUAGGCAGUUACCUGUCAUGUGCUUUAUAUGUUGUAUUGGAUAUUUGACCAACGCCUUGGCAAAUCACUAUAUCUUCGAUAGAAGUGAUGUUGUUUCUGCACUAGGUGCUUUCGUUAUCGGUAUUAUGGGUAACAUCUAUUCGAGAGUAUUUGGAGGAACAGCAUUUACUUCGAUGGUACCCGGUGUUUUGUUCUUGGUUCCCUCCGGUAUAGCAGCUGCCGGUGGUUUAGCAAUGACGACCAAUCCCCAUCAUAGUGAUUCGUAUUCACAAGGUUUGAUCAUCGGUUUCAGAAUGGUUCAAGUCGCAAUUGGUAUCACCGUUGGUCUAUUUGGUUCAGGUCUAUUGAUUUACUCUUUCGGACGAAAGAAAGGGGCGGCUUUGUUCGCCUUCUAA